CCGACACUAAAACUUCCAGGGCUGCAAAUCACCCGGGCAAAUUAUGAGUUCAUUGUAUUAUGCAAAUUCUUUAUUUACUAAAUUUCAAUCUGCAAGUUCCGGCUUUCCAACAGUCUUUCCAGAGCAAACUUCUUGCUCUUUUGCGUCCAGUUCUCAAAGAACCAGCGGCUAUGUGUCCGGGUCCAGUGGCACCGCCUUCUCUCCCUCAAUGCCGGGGCUGUACGGCAACGGAGGGGCCGUGCUAUCCCAAAAUCAAAGCCUGUAUACGGAGGGCUAUGGUCUUAACGCCAGCUCCUUCAACAUGCACAGCUCCCCGUUUGAUCGUAACCUGUCCGCGAUGAACGCCGGAGACCCGUCCAAACAUUCCAGGUGCUGGAAAGCGGACCAGGGCGACUGCCACCAAGAAAGUGAAAGUUUUCGGAUUUAUCCUUGGAUGAGAAGCACAGGGUCUGAGAGAAAGCGGGGUCGGCAGACAUACACCCGGUACCAGACCCUGGAGCUGGAGAAGGAGUUCCAUUUCAACCGCUACCUGACCAGGCGGAGACGCAUCGAAAUCGCCCACGCGCUGUGCCUCACGGAGCGGCAGAUCAAAAUCUGGUUUCAGAACCGGCGCAUGAAGUGGAAGAAAGAGAAUAAGCCGGCCGACCAGAGCUCCAACACUGACGACAAACCAGGGGACGACGAGGAAGAGGAUGAGGAAGAGUAGCUUCAGAAGGAGGCGGACACUGAAGGGAGAUAACGACUACCUUACAACAACAACAACAAAAAAAAAGGGGGAAAAAAUUUAGUAGAAUUUAGUAGAACACACUACCUAUCAUGUUUAUCGGUUUGUACAUGUAAGUAUGCGAGGUCUACCUAGAAAUAUAUGGUUUAGUUAUCGUAAAAAAUAAACACUAAUUUAAUUUAUUUAUAUUUUCAUGUGAUGGAAAAUGCAUUUUCUAAUAGGGAGUAAUAGGCCAAAAGGGAACUUUGUUAGAAUGUUAGUUCUGUAGGCCUACCUAGCCUACUUCUAAAUUCAGCUACGUGUCUCUAAAGGAUUCUGUGUUCGUGUAUAUAAAUAUAUUUCAUUUGCUGUAUGUAUUAGGCUGCUUUUCUUUUAAUAUUGUUGUAAUUAUUAGUGGCAUUAUCUGCAUUUAGUUAUGUGUACAAUGUACGAUCUGUACAGUGGACCACCACGGGAACUUGGAAUGGA
This is a messenger RNA of Conger conger (European conger), 1192 nucleotides long. It is a transcript of the gene hoxb7a, whose product is annotated as homeobox B7a. The transcript has 2 exons. Gene Ontology annotation, biological process: anterior/posterior pattern specification; regulation of transcription by RNA polymerase II. Gene Ontology annotation, cellular component: nucleus. Bases 44 to 706 code for a protein of 220 amino acids. The record is from RefSeq and is a predicted model, not a curated record. Gene Ontology annotation, molecular function: DNA-binding transcription factor activity, RNA polymerase II-specific; RNA polymerase II cis-regulatory region sequence-specific DNA binding. NCBI's taxonomy places the organism in Eukaryota, Metazoa, Chordata, Actinopteri, Anguilliformes, Congridae.